AUGGGUGCUUUUCCUCCGCCGCCGGUCAACACCAUUGACUGGUCCAACGUCGGUUUCCGAGUCCGCGAAGUCAACGGCCACAUUGAAUCGACAUACUCAGUCCACACGGGCAAGUGGACGCCCAUCAAGUAUGUGGCGGACCCGUACAUGCGCAUCCACGGCAUGGCGCCGGCGCUCAACUACGGCCAGCAGGCCUACGAGGGCCUCAAGGCCUUCCGCCUGCCCGGCGACAACGACAUCGCCAUCUUCCGCCCGGACCGCAACGCCGUGAGGCUCCAGCACUCGGCCGAGGUCGCCUGCAUGCCUCCGGUGCCCGUCGAGCUGUUUCUUGAGGCAGUCAAGGCCGCUGUUGCGCUCAAUGCCGGCUACGUUCCCCCCCACGAGACCGGCGCCGCCAUGUACAUCCGCCCUCAGAUUUACGGAUCAAGCGCCCAGCUGGGCCUGUCCGCGCCGGAGGAGUACACCUUUUGCGUCUUCGUCAUCCCCACGGGCGUCUACCAUGGCGUGCAUCCCGUAAAGGCCCUGAUCCUCGACGAGUUCGACCGCGCGGCGCCCAACGGCACCGGCCACGCAAAGGUCGGCGGCAACUAUGCGCCAGUCUUGCGAUGGAGCGACAAGGCGCGGACGGAGGGAUACGGAAUCACGCUGCACCUGGACAGCGCCAGGCACGAGGACAUUGACGAGUUCAGCACCAGCGGCUUCAUCGGCGUCAAGACGGGCAGCGGCGGCAGCGACGACAUCACCCUCGUGGUGCCGGACUCCAAGUGCGUCAUCGACAGCGUCACCAGCAGCAGCGUCCUGACGCUGGCCCAGAGCUACGGCUGGAAGGUCGAGAAGCGCGUUAUCAAGUACGCCGAGCUGCCAUCCUUCAGCGAGGUCUUUGCCGCUGGAACGGCCGCCGCGCUGGUGCCCAUCCGGAGCAUCACGCGCCGCGGCACCAGCGGUUUCGCUGCUGGAUCUAAUGAGGAUGCUGGACCUGUUUGCUUGAAGGUGUUGACGGACUUGAAGGGCAUUCAGCUGGGUAAGAAGGAGGACAAGUUUGGCUGGCGGUUUGCCGUUACGGAGGCUGAUGGCAAGGAUAUUGCGGGAGUGAAUGGUGUGCAUGAGGCGGAUGCAACGACGGUGGAUGAGAUGGAUUAA
Messenger RNA from Trichoderma breve, 1140 nucleotides. RefSeq names its product amino-transferase class IV domain-containing protein. Bases 1 to 1140 code for a protein of 379 amino acids. NCBI's taxonomy places the organism in Eukaryota, Fungi, Ascomycota, Sordariomycetes, Hypocreales, Hypocreaceae. Gene Ontology annotation, biological process: branched-chain amino acid metabolic process. Gene Ontology annotation, molecular function: branched-chain-amino-acid:2-oxoglutarate transaminase activity. The record is from RefSeq and is a predicted model, not a curated record. The transcript has 3 exons.